This is a messenger RNA of Pestalotiopsis fici W106-1, 1812 nucleotides long. RefSeq lists its product as uncharacterized. Bases 1 to 1812 code for a protein of 603 amino acids. The record is from RefSeq and is a predicted model, not a curated record. Lineage: Eukaryota; Fungi; Ascomycota; Sordariomycetes; Amphisphaeriales; Sporocadaceae. The transcript is spliced from 5 exons.
AUGCACAUCUCAAUGCUUUUGUCGCUGAUCUUUACGAUCGCCACCUUUCUGCCUUGCGUAAACGGUCAACAAAAGACUGUAUUCGCUGGCAACUACGUGUAUCGAGGCGUGGUCAAUGAAACUGCAAAAAUCAUCUCAUUCUACGGAAUUCCUUACGCGCACCCACCCAUUGGAGACUUGAGAUGGAGACCACCAGUGGUCAAGGACACAGGUUCGGAGCUGACGGAAGAGUUUUUAUUUUAUGAUGCCAGCAAUCGAGGUCCACAAUGUAUUCAGAGUUUUCCGCCCUGGUCAACAGAAUCUGCCUUCGAUUCGCUCACAACCGAGGCAGAGGACUGUCUGCGGCUCGACAUCUUGGCACCCAAAAACCCAGCGUCUGAAAAGCUCCCCGUCAUGGUUCAGAUUCACGGAGGAGGAUACGUUAGCGGCAACACGUCCUCGUCUCCUGGUGCGAGCCUUGUUUACCAAGCAAACGGAAAACUCAUCUAUGUCGCCAUCCAGUACCGCCUUGGGCCCCUUGGCUUUCUUGCUGGCGAUGAGGUUGCCGCGAGCGGGUCUUGGAAUGUCGGGCUUCUCGACCAGAGAGCUGCCUUGGACUGGGUUCGUAAAAAUAUUGAGUUCUUUGGUGGCGAUCCUGAGAAGAUCACCGUCAUCGGGGAAAGUGCCGGUGGAGCUUCAGCCGGAUUUCAGAUGAUGCUGAAAAAGAGAUCAGACUUGCCUUGGCCCGACAUGAAGAAUACUAUUGCUGGGUCGAGCUUGACUUGGAUGGAAACUGGAGGGUUUAACGGGUUUGACUUUAGAGAUCCGACAGGCUUCCCAUUUCGUGCUGCAAUAAUGGAAUCCCCAUGGUGGUCCCCCAUGAUGAACAAGGAUCAAUUGAACAAGCAAUAUCAGCUGUUCCUUAGAGAAGCCGACUGCUCAACAUUGGACUGCUUGCGAAAAGCACCCAUAUCAGCCAUCAAGCUUGCUACAGAAAGUUCGUACAAUAUCAGCUAUAACGACGGGGACUUCGCCUAUGGGACUUAUUACUGGGGUCCGGCUAUGGACGGAAAGGUUAUCCCAGAACAUCCGAUGCAGGCGUUCAAAGAAAACCAUGUGCUAAACAUACCUAUCAUGAUUAAUCAUGCUCGCGAUGAGGGGUUUGAGGCCUCAAAUGUCUCCAUGACCACAGAGGCCGAGGUGGCAACGGACCUCGAGAUAUUGUGGCGUAACAAGUCCUUUGUUACUGACGCCUUGAAAAACUAUCCAACUACCAUGUUUAACAAGAGUGUUGUCGAAGCUUUGGACUUUGUUUCAGCUCUUCGAAAGGCUACUGGUAGCAACAUUAGUUUCAGCGACGAGUUCGCUCGUCUAGAAUCGCUCCUCGGCGAAGCGUUUGUAAACUGUCCUACCAGGUUCAUCGCGUCGGCGGUCUCUCGAAGGGGCUUGGAUACAUUCAAAAUGAUCUUCGAUGCAGGCAGUCAAAUUCAUGGCGCAACGCAUCCAUUUUUGUUCUCGGAUACUGUUAAUGCUUCUGGCGAGAUUACGCACGGCCCCAUCACCUUGCCCGGAAACGAGAAGUUGGCUGCCCUAUUGAGAACUUACUUCAUCACAUUCACUAUAUAUGCAGAUCCAAACGAGGGUCCUGCAGAUGAUGAGCGGAGAGUUAGACCAAUAUGGCGAAGAUAUCUUGAAACAAAAACUGACAACAAGAAGAUAUUGGUUCUCCGAAAUAGUACUGACCCCGCAAGCACCACAAGGAUUGACGAUCCGGAUGACAACAACCGUUGCGCAUUCUUUGAGUCCUCUUCAGCAUACUUGGAAGCUAUAUAA